Messenger RNA from Daucus carota subsp. sativus, 3648 nucleotides. Its product is annotated as protein LIKE EARLY STARVATION, chloroplastic. Gene Ontology annotation, cellular component: starch grain; chloroplast stroma. The transcript is spliced from 6 exons. Gene Ontology annotation, molecular function: starch binding. Lineage: Eukaryota; Viridiplantae; Streptophyta; Magnoliopsida; Apiales; Apiaceae. Gene Ontology annotation, biological process: starch metabolic process; regulation of starch metabolic process. The record is from RefSeq and is a predicted model, not a curated record. Bases 1775 to 3484 code for a protein of 569 amino acids.
CUUGAACAAGAUUAAUCUCCCAAGAUGUUAAACAAUGUGCAAUUUGGAGAGAACGAAUGUGUGAAAGAAAAUUGGCUUGAGCUUACUCAAAGGAGGUUGAGUAGCAAGUUCGCAUCAAGUAAACUGGACUAAACGUUUAAGCCAGAGGUUAAAGAGCAACAAAGAGAGAUUAAAUGUUUGAGUAUAGAGUCCUGGUUCCCGGGGCUUAUUCAACAUACAGUCUUAUAGUCAUUGGAUGAUAUAUCAAACGACCAAGAUUCUAAUAAAUUUCUAACACGUCCAUCUCUUUUUUCCGCUGAACAGGUAAUAUACUCAUUUUGAUCGUCUAGCUAAAAAAACCGUUGGAUAUUCUGCACAGAACGUGUGCCUCAGAUAACACUGGUCAUCGGAAUCAUCUUGUAGAUGAGAUGUCGUUACAUCUUUGCUGACUGAGAUAAUUAACUUGGAACAUCCGAUGUUCAAGGCAAUCAAUAUACGAGCUGAAGAACAGGGAGGAAGAUUCAUAGAUAUGCAGAUGCAUGUUGAUAAGACUUGCAGAUAGCAGGCUCAGAGUAGAGGAAACUUUGCAGAGAAUAGUAAUAUCGAGGGAUAACAGUAGAACAACUUGUAGAACCCUUGACGAGGACACAUAUGAUGAUGUUGGGAGGCCAUUCAAGUAAGUUUCAUAACAAAUUGUACUUGAGUUAAAACCACAAUCUUGUUUCAGCCUCGUUUUAUGCUUCUUUUAACAUCUUUGCUCAUAUCGACAGGAUAGGUCAUAUACUUGUAACUACUCGAAAAUUAAGUCUCAGACGAAGCCAUUAAUCUUCUGUGAUUCUGUUAAUUUCCUAUUUCGGAUGGAUAUGGGUAUAUAUUCCCUUAACAAAUUAAGUCUCAGUGGUUGUAAUCACAUAUAUAACAUAGUUCUUGUUGCAUGUAAAACUACCUAUUUAAAGCUUGCAAGUUAAUCAACAUAGGAAUAUAUGCCUUCCUAAAGAAGGCCACACCACGUGGACAAGUCUCCCGUGUAAGCAUAAAAAAUGUCCAAAUAGAAGCAGUCUCAUUCCUAUUUUCUUAUAAAAUUGUAUCCAUGUAAAUCUUGUAACUUAAAUCUAUGGAGGAAACAGUAACUACCUUAUUGAAGAAGGCCGUGCCAUGUCUAAAGGAAUCGAAUAAUUGUGCCAAGUUCAACCUUAUUUCCUAUUCAAAAUCCAAAUUCACGUGUUUAGUGAAAUUAAUUGCACAAAUCUGCUGUCUUAAUGUACCUGCAUUCUCGUGUUAUUCUUACCCCUGCCUUGGUGUUUGAGUAUAGGAUACCUUCAGUCUGCAGUCUGCUUGAUACUCUAGGAUUGCUUCAGAUUGUUACAUUUAAGAUUCUCCAAUAUUUACCCUUGGUAAAAUUAUUCUCUUCUAAUUGUCUUUCUACAGCAAGCUUGUAAUCUUUUUUGUACAAUGCUCCACAGAGUCCACACUAUACUUGAGCUUUAUGCCUUUACCUUUAUAAAAUGCUUAAAAAUAAGAUGAUGAAUGAUGCAGUGUAUUACUCAGAGUUAUAAAUGUUUGAUCUCACAAGAUGUUUGAACUUCAAUCAACUUAAAGUGCAUUCAGAAUCUAACAUGUAUGUGCUAUUAUUCUGCCACCAUGUAUAUUCAAGAAUCACUACCUUCCUUGAAUUUCAAGAAAUUCUUGAUUUGCUUUUGCUCAGAAAAAAUUGUAAGUAGCGAAAGAGAUUUUUUUUCAGUCCUCUUUAAAUGACAUCAACCAACCACUCUUCUUCACUAACUAAACUUCAAAAAUGGCCAGCCAGUUCACCAUAUCUACACGCAUAGACCCACGCACAACCUUCCUUCUGUUACCAAAAUGCAGAUACUUGCGGGGGGUGAUCAAUGUAGGAUCACUUCACCUCUCAAAAUCAACUAGAAGUUGGGGAAUCAGGGUCUCUGAUGGGGAAGAUUCGUAUCUUGAUAUGUGGAAGGAAGCAGUAGAGAGGGAGCAACAAGUGGGGGAGUUUCAGAAGAUAGCAGAGGAGAGUAGUGAGGAGGACGAUGUAGAGACGGAGGAGGUUUUGAAGAGGAAGAGUAAUGAGUUCAAGAAGCUCUUGGAAGUUCCUACAGAGGAGAGAGACAGAGUGCAGAGAAUGCAGGUCAUUGAUCGGGCUGGGGCAGCCAUUGCUGCAGCCCGAUCAAUCCUCAAGGAGGAGAGUUCUUUGAUGAAAACAAAUAGUGAUCAGGGCUCUUUGGUACCACUUAAUUUGGAACAGGAACUACAAGGAAAGAAGAAAGACAUUGUUGUCCCAGACUCGGGAAAUGACAAAAUAUAUACACCAGGUCCAAAUUUCUGGUCCUGGACACCACCUGAAGAUAAUACUAUGAUAUCUGAUACUGAAAGCAAUAUGGAGUCACCUGGAAUAACUUAUCCAUCCAUCAGCGAUACCGCCCCUGUGAUGGUGUUGAAACGAGAUGUAGAUAUUUUGUCAAUCCCAUUUGAAAGUAAACUUGAAAAUGAUCAUAACCCUCCUCUCACCCCUCUACAGUCACUAACAGGGAUUGAAAAAGUAGAACUGUCUAGCUCAACUCCUGAGACGCCUCAAAUAGAAGUGGAACGUGAUCUCAAUAUCAUGUUCUGUGAAAUUGAUAUAAUGUUUUCAGAAAAUGCAGCAGAAGCAGCUACUGCUCUUACUGAAAUUGAAAUAGAAUCACCUGAGGGAACUUAUCCAGAUGGAUCAAGGUGGUGGAAGGAGAGCGGAACUGAGGUAAGGCCUGAUGGUGUGGUGUGCAGGUGGACGAUAAAAAGGGGUGUCAGUGCUGAUAAAACCGUAGAGUGGGAAGAGAAGUAUUGGGAGGCUGCUGAUGAUUUUGACUACAAGGAACUUGGUUCUGAGAAAUCAGGGCGUGAUUCUAAUGGAAAUGCUUGGUAUGAAUUCUGGAAAGAGUCCAUGUACCAGAAAGAUGGAUUUUUGCAUCUUGAAAAGACCGCAGACAAAUGGGGAAAGAACGGGGAAGGAAGUGAGUGGCGGGAGAAAUGGUGGGAAUCCUAUGGUGCCUCUGGCCAAGCUGAGAAAUGGGCUCAUAAGUGGUGCAGCAUUGACCCAAACACUCCCCUUGAGGCUGGACAUGCUCAUGUUUGGCAUGAAAGGUGGGGUGAGCAGUAUGAUGGGCAAGGUGGCAGCACAAAAUACACUGACAAAUGGGCUAAGCGUUCUGAGGGCGACGGAUGGUCCAAAUGGGGUGACAAAUGGGACGAAAAUUUUGACACAAAUGGUCAUGGUGUAAAACAAGGAGAGACCUGGUGGAAAGGCAAGCAUGGAGAACGCUGGAAUCGGACAUGGGGGGAAGGUCACAAUGGCUCUGGAUGGGUGCAUAAGUACGGAAAGAGCAGCAGCGGGGAACACUGGGACACUCAUGAGGAGCAAGACACAUGGUAUGAGAGAUUUCCACAUUAUGGAUUUGACCAUUGCUUUGAAAAUUCAGUCCAGCUACGUGAUGUUAAGAAGCCAUCUGAGUGAUCUCUUGGAAAUUUUGAUGUUUUGGUUUCAAUUUUAUUCUAGAGAAAGUAAAUUGCUUGCCACCAGUAUAUGAAAUUAGCACAAGAUCCUUUCAUUCUUACACAACAGGGGCCUGAUGUUUGUGCAUAGUAACUCACCUUAUGCAAUAAAAUGUGAUUGUUUAA